GAUCUUGAAACACUUGCAGCUGAACAGGAUCAUUAAUUAUUUCUCGUUUCGUUAUUUCGGCAAAUAUGGAGACAACAUACAAUAGAACAUCUCUCUGGAGGUUUUUGUUCCAUUACACAACCGCCGCUGCCGUCUGCCUCGGAGCCUGAGAGAAGGUCCGCUGCCUUCCCCUUCGAGGAUCUCUCCCCCUUCCGCCGAUUAAUUGCAGCCGCCCAAAAGUAUGCAAUGGGUGGUGGAGCUGCAGUACAGCAAGUCUUUACCCACGCACAGCGAGUUAGAUUACUCUACAAGACCAUUCUGAAGUUACAUCGUGGUUUUCCAGUGGAACUGAAAGCUCUUGGUGACCAGUACACUCGUGAUGAAUUUCGGCGACACAAAAAUGCAACACCAGAACAAACACAAGCUUUCAUGGUGGAGUGGACCAACUAUGCAAUCACUAUAGCUAAGCAGCUGGGUGUAAGAGGAGCCCACAUGUCUAAAACCUUUGGACAAAAUUUUAAAGACUCUGAUCUGGAAAAUUUUAAUGAUGAGCAGAUUUAUCAGUUAUAUGAAUUGUACAAAGCAUCAAUUGAAACAGAUAACGGAAAUCAAAAAGAAACUUGAGUUUUUGUAAAGAGCUAAUUUAUGUUGACAGUACCUUGGUUAAGUUUUAUAAAAGAAAAUGUGAUUUAGAGUGAUGCAUGAUGAUAUAUAUUCAAAUGUAUAUGUACUAUGUACAUAAUGUAUAUAUAGCUUACAGAAAUAAAUUUUAAACCAAAAAGUAA
Molecule: messenger RNA, 764 nt
Organism: Penaeus vannamei (Pacific white shrimp)
Lineage: Eukaryota; Metazoa; Arthropoda; Malacostraca; Decapoda; Penaeidae
Source: RefSeq, a predicted model, not a curated record